UCAACAACCGGUCCAACCUUUCACCAUGGCUGUUGAUCGACUGAACCAAAUGAAAGACAAACUAAAACACAUUUUUCUUCUCUCUGCUGUUGGAUAUGUGAUUUACCUGGUGAUAUGUAACGUAUAUGAGAGGCACGUGCAACAACUCAGGAUUGCGUCAGCUGACUGGCUACGUCACUUGUGGGGGCUGGUGACUCUCACCUUUAAUCACAGUGACCUUCACCUGUAUGUUGUAGGUUCCUUUGUAUUCACCUUCUGCGUGUUUUGGUUGUCGAACUUGUUCCUGAUCGUCCUUGACCUCACAGGGAAGCCAUCUUACUUUUUGAAAUAUAAAAUACAGAAAGACAAAAACUGUCCGCUGAACCCAUCAGACUUGAAGCGGGCGGUGAAGGUCGCGCUGUUCAACCAGACGGUCGUGGGGAUUCCCUUUCUCUACUUCAUCUACGUCACGAUGACGUGGCGCGGCUGCUCGACGUCAGCAGACGACUUGCCGUCACCUAGCCAGAUUUUAGUCCAUCUGAUCGCCUUUGUCUUGGUCGAGGAAAUCGGCUUUUAUUAUUCGCACAGGCUGCUGCACCACCCACGCCUGUACAAGCACAUCCACAAGAAGCACCACGAGUGGACGGCGCCCGUGGGGGUGGUGUCCAUUUACGCCCAUCCAGUCGAGCACAUCUUCGCUAACCUCCUACCCCCGGGGCUGGGCCCCAUCCUGAUGGGUUCGCACCUCUCCACCGCCUGGCUAUUCUGGGGCAUCGCUAUUGUCUCCACCACCGUAGACCAUGGAGGGUAUCGAUUCCCGAUAUUCCUCUCGCCCGAUUUCCACGAUUUCCAUCACUUUAAGUUUAACGUUAACUACGGUGUUCUGGGCAUCCUCGAUCGUCUACACGGCACCGACUUGUUGUUUAGGAAAUACACGGAUGGGCAGAGGGCAGAUGGGCAGAGGGCAGAUGGGCAGAGGGCAGAUGAACGUAAAACUGUUUGACCAAAACCAUAAAAACGACUUCACAUUUUUUAAAAUAAACUUUGCAACAAACAACGAAAAGUAUCAAUCAAUACCAUGCUCACAAUAAAAAUAUUACAAAAACACUCGAACAUUGUAAGCCUACUGACAGUC
This is a messenger RNA of Physella acuta, 1114 nucleotides long. Its product is annotated as fatty acid hydroxylase domain-containing protein 2-like. NCBI's taxonomy places the organism in Eukaryota, Metazoa, Mollusca, Gastropoda, Physidae. Gene Ontology annotation, molecular function: oxidoreductase activity; iron ion binding. Gene Ontology annotation, biological process: lipid biosynthetic process. The record is from RefSeq and is a predicted model, not a curated record.